AUGGAAGGCAAACUAUCGGGUGGUGACUUACUACCAAAGACUCAUGAGAAUGCCCCAUUGAAAUUUAUUGUGGGUAGUGGUCAGAUCCUUCCUGGUGUCGAAAAAGCUGUGCAAGGAAUGAUCAAGGGAGAGUCCAAGACGGUGGACAUUGAACCAGUCGACGCUUUCGGUGUCGACAAUAAGAUUCUGACAGUGCCGCUCAAAGAGAUGAACUUGCCCGAAAAAGAACGGGAGAUGCUUGCUGUCGGUCAAAUACUGGAGCUCGCAGGCGGUGAACGUGCUCGUGUUGUGAAGCUUAUGGACAACACCAUGGACAUUGACCUGGCACACCCGUAUGCUGGCCAAUCGCUGACGGUAACGCUGGAGUUGGUCGACCAUGAGCUGCAUGAGGAGUUGCACAAGAAUGAACGUCUGGUACUGCCUCAGGUAAUUGAAGAUGGCGACAAGGUGACAUUCCCUCAGCGUGGAGAUACGAUGAUCAUGCAUUAUACGGGCAAGUUGGCCAAGGACGGCAAGGUCUUUGACUCUUCGCAUGACCGUAACCAGCCGUUCCAAUUUCAAAUUGGUGUCGGCCAGGUCAUCCGUGGCUGGGAUGAGGGCGUCAUGCGAAUGAGCAAGGGUACUAAGGCGAUACUCAAUAUUCCGUCGGCUAAGGGCUACGGCAAAGCUGGCGCUGGUAAUGUCAUUCCUCCUGAUGCUGACCUAAUUUUCGAGGUUGAGAUAUUGGACAUUGUUCGUUGUUAA
Messenger RNA from Peronospora farinosa, 744 nucleotides. NCBI's taxonomy places the organism in Eukaryota, Oomycota, Peronosporomycetes, Peronosporales, Peronosporaceae. The record is from the annotation of a GenBank genome assembly.